AUGCCAGUAUCAGCUCAGGGUUUGCAGCGCACAGCUAAAGGCGUAGAGCUUCAGCUACGAUACAACUUUGCGGGGAACCCAGCAUGGGAACUCGAAAAGGUGCUCGGAAAUGGCGCUUUCGGAAUAACAGUAUUACUGGUGGACAAAGAUCCAUUACAUAUUCGCCGUGACCGCAAUCGUCGCCGGCGGAGGAUAGUUCUGAAGCGACAAUUGGCGUCAGAUCGGGGGAUGACGGAUUUUCUUACCGAAAUGCGAGCACUCGAGGAACUGCGCGGCCACGCACACAUCGCACAAAUAAUCGACAGUACAGUGGAUACCCAGUAUUUUCGUUCAAGAAGUGGCCGAACAGCAGAGUUCCUGAGACGUAUCUUACGGUCACUCACAAAUCACCCCGAAAACAUAUUCAAGGCCGUGGCCCAUCAUCGGGGACCAGCAAUUCUUUUAGAGUACCUGGAAGGGGGUUCGCUGUAUACUUUCGCAAGGAGACAAUAUGAAACUAACACCAAGCUCCCAAACCGUAUUCUCUGGAACAUUUACUACUGCAUGAUGAGGGCCUGUGCUGCCAUGACAUAUGCAAAGAAUGCGCCACAUGGUGGACCAUUAGAGUUGGAAGAACUUCAAAAGGACGAACCGCAUUUACUGUUACGCCACAAUGAUAUUGCCUUCCGAAACAUGAUGUUCGAUGACUACGAGCCCGAAAUCCCAGAACACAACGCGAUUCCUAAAUUGGUGUUAAUAGAUUUUGGGCUGGCAGGCUAUGUAAAGCCUGAGGGCAUUACUCAUGCUCGGGCCGGUGAAAUUGCAGAGACAUAUAAUAUGCACCAGUGUGCACAGCUUAUGGUCACGUUGAUUCAUCCGCAUGCACAACUCGCGGGAAACAUGUACGCGUACAUUCACGAUCCUCCGUUGCGGACACAAGCAUGGGAGAUUAUACCAGACAGGCACGGCAACGAUCAUUUUCGCUGGGUAGACAACGAAUUGCGAUAUCUUCUCUGCGAAGCCUUGGGCGACUUACAAUAUCGGCCAUCACUCCAGCAGAUGCUCAGGCGAACGCGAAGAGGUGCUGGGAAGCCAGCGUCUGCGUAUGGAGCGCGGGCGCCGGAUGAGAGCGAUUUGGCAUGCCAAGGAAUAUUGCAGCUACUGCAGCACACUCCUGAUCCUCUAGAUAACCCAGACAUAUUUUGA
This is a messenger RNA of Xylaria bambusicola, 1185 nucleotides long. RefSeq lists its product as uncharacterized. The transcript has 5 exons. The record is from RefSeq and is a predicted model, not a curated record. Gene Ontology annotation, molecular function: ATP binding; protein serine/threonine kinase activity. NCBI's taxonomy places the organism in Eukaryota, Fungi, Ascomycota, Sordariomycetes, Xylariales, Xylariaceae. Bases 1 to 1185 code for a protein of 394 amino acids. Gene Ontology annotation, biological process: peptidyl-threonine phosphorylation; peptidyl-serine phosphorylation.